Anguilla rostrata (American eel) is the source of this 2048-nucleotide messenger RNA. It is a transcript of the gene ywhaqa, whose product is annotated as tyrosine 3-monooxygenase/tryptophan 5-monooxygenase activation protein, theta polypeptide a. Gene Ontology annotation, biological process: intracellular protein localization; signal transduction. Gene Ontology annotation, cellular component: cytoplasm. The coding region runs from base 192 to 929 and encodes 245 amino acids. NCBI's taxonomy places the organism in Eukaryota, Metazoa, Chordata, Actinopteri, Anguilliformes, Anguillidae. The transcript is spliced from 6 exons. The record is from RefSeq and is a predicted model, not a curated record.
AGGCAGUGUGGUGUCUAGCUAGUCGGUCUUCGAAAGGAUUCGAUUCCCUAUUCACUCCACCAUUUUGCUAGUUAGCUUGUUACGUCUGCCUGCGUUUUCCCUCCCCACAAGUUCUCUCCCCCGUUCCCUCACUGGACUCUUUAGAAAAUUGCUUUAGUAAAAGCUAUAAACACGGUUUUGAAUCAUUAAACAUGGAUAAAACGACGGAGCUUAUUCAGAAGGCUAAACUGGCCGAGCAGGCCGAACGCUACGACGACAUGGCCACUUGCAUGAAGGAGGUAACGGAGCAAGGUGCUGAGCUGUCCAACGAAGAGCGGAACCUGCUGUCAGUCGCCUACAAGAACGUGGUCGGAGCCCGGAGGUCCGCCUGGAGAGUCAUCUCCAGCAUCGAGCAGAAGACCGAAGGCAGCGACAAGAAGCUUCAGAUGGUCAAGGAGUACCGGGAGAAGGUGGAAUCCGAAUUGCGAGACAUCUGCAACGACGUGCUGGAGCUGCUAAACAAAUAUUUGAUCGCCAACUCCACAAACCCCGAGAGCAAAGUCUUCUACCUAAAGAUGAAGGGAGACUACUACAGAUACCUGGCGGAAGUGGCCACAGGAGAGAAGCAGGACACGAUAGCCUCCUCUCAGACCGCCUACCAGGAGGCGUUCGACAUCAGCAAGAAGGAGAUGCAGCCCACGCACCCCAUCCGCCUGGGCCUGGCCCUCAACUUCUCCGUCUUCUUCUACGAGAUCCUCAACUCCCCGGACCAGGCCUGCGCCCUGGCCAAACAGGCCUUCGAUGAAGCCAUCGCCGAGCUCGAUACACUGAACGAAGACUCGUACAAAGACAGCACCCUCAUCAUGCAGCUGCUAAGAGACAACCUCACAUUAUGGACAUCGGACAACGCAGCAGACGAAGGCGAGGCCGGGGAAGGAGGCGAGAACUAAAACCGCACAAGGGGUCAUCUCCAAAAAGAAAAAAAACUAAAACUUUGAAAAAAAAAAAAAAAAAAAAAACCUUUUUACACAUCUUCAUUCCUUAUUGUUCCACUUAAAAUUCUAGCAUUGAAAGCCCAUCAUUACUGAAGGAGCCGUGUGGAAACUCAAAUCAUUUUCUGUUUUCACACUGCUGCUUUUGGAAAGAAAAAAAAAAAAAAGAAUUUAAAAUAUCUCCAUUCCUUGGUUUGUGUUUGUCCUGGCCUUCCUGAUGUGCAGUCUCUGCUGUAGAAAAGUAUUAAUAGCUUCACUUUAUAUUGACAUUUACUUCCAAUUUCAGAUGAGAAAAUUGCAUUACAGGACUUGCGUGUAUCUCCAGAAAAUCUGUCCAGUGAAUUUCAAACGCAAGCGAUUAGAGAACGGUGGUGCGGAGGGCGGCUUAAUUCGUAAAUGUUGAAGUGCUCCUCGUCACGUCCACUGUACCCCCCCGCCCCACCCCAACCCCCCCAUCCUGGUUUCUCUCCAUCAGGUUGUCUGGUAGAGUUACAGCAGCUGAAUGAUUUAGAAGGCCGAAUGACCCUGCAUAUGCUGGCUAUAAGACUAAGGCAACCUGCCCUCAAUGCUGUCAUGGCGGCCGGUGCCUCCAUUGACAGGCAAGGCAGCAAGCUGUUCACAGCAAAGCAAGUGCUUUUUCAUCGAUAACUUUGAGGUCUUUCCUUUUCGGAGGUCACAAAACACUCCUUCCUAGUUAUAUUCACUUCAAUGUGUUACUUUGUAGCAUGUCUGACUAAAAACAGUGGCGCUUAACAACGACCGAAAAGAUGAAUAAAAUGACAAAAAAAAAAGAAUAAAAAAUAAAAAAGUACAUGCAUGUCCUUUUAAAAGUACACUGGAAUGAGAACCAAUGCUGUAUACACCAAGUCCCAGUGUUUGGUUUAGUACUUUUCAUCGCAGGUUUGUGCACAUGUGAGAGGGUGUUUGGUUUGUCCAGUGAUUGUCAUUUAGAGAUUUGGACCACUAUUGUGUUUUGCUAAUCAUUGAUUGUAGUCCCCAAAAGCCUUGUGAAAAUGUUUAAUGCCCUAUGUAACAGCUAUGUAACAUGAAUAAAAAUGACAUUUUAUAAACCAGAAA